AUCUCCCAGCAUGCUCAGUUAACACGCAAUUCAUGACGUCAGGCAAAGCUUUCCCUCAUCAUGGCGGCGCCCGAAGUUAAACACGAGUGUGAACCGGAGGCUGAAACACAAGAGGAAAAAACGUUUCGGGAUUUGGGGGUGACUGAUGUUUUGUGUGAAGCUUGUGAGCAGCUGGGAUGGAAACAGCCAACGAAAAUCCAGAUAGAAGCAAUCCCAGUGGCCUUAAAUGGUCGCGAUAUAAUCGGUUUGGCUGAGACUGGGUCGGGGAAGACUGGCGCCUUUGCCUUGCCAAUCCUGCAGACGCUUCUGGAGAAUCCUCAGCGCCUUUAUGCUUUGGUCCUCACACCCACCAGAGAGUUAGCGUUUCAGAUCUCAGAGCAGUUUGAAGCUCUAGGCUCAUCCAUUGGUGUUAAAAGUGCUGUUAUUGUGGGUGGAAUCGAUAUGAUGUCUCAAGCUCUGGCCUUGGCGAAGAAGCCUCAUGUGGUCAUUGCUACUCCUGGGCGCCUCAUUGACCAUCUAGAAAAUACCAAGGGAUUCAGCUUGCGCGCCCUUAAAUACCUGGUGAUGGAUGAAGCUGAUCGCAUUCUUAAUAUGGACUUUGAGACAGAGGUGGACAAAAUUCUAAAAGUAAUUCCACGUGACCGCAAGACUUUCCUUUUUUCCGCCACAAUGACCAAGAAGGUGCAAAAGCUACAACGUGCUGCGCUGAAAGAUCCUGUAAAAUGUGCUGUCUCUUCUAAGUAUCAGACCGUGGAGAAGCUUCAGCAAUAUUAUAUCUUCAUCCCAUCCAAAUUCAAGGACAGUUAUCUUGUCUACAUUCUGAAUGAGUUGGCCGGAAAUUCCUUUAUGAUUUUCUGCAGCACCUGUAAUAACACUCAGCGAGUGGCCCUCCUCUUGCGUAAUCUAGGCUUUACAGCCAUUCCUUUACAUGGGCAGAUGAGCCAGAGCAAGCGCCUGGGGGCGCUUAACAAGUUCAAGGCUAAGACCCGCUCCAUCCUCCUGGCCACUGAUGUUGCGAGCCGUGGUCUUGAUAUUCCACAUGUGGAUGUUGUCAUAAACCUUGACAUUCCCACACACUCUAAGGAUUACAUACACCGAGUGGGCAGGACAGCUCGGGCUGGGAGGUCUGGGAAAGCCAUCACAUUUGUGACACAGUAUGACGUUGAGCUGUUCCAGAGAAUCGAGCACCUGAUUGGGAAGAAGCUUCCAGACUUCCCUACACAAGAGGAGGAAGUGAUGAUGCUGAAUGAACGAGUAUCUGAGGCACAGAGAUUUGCCCGCAUUGAGUUACGAGAACAUGGAGAGAAGAGAAAGCGUCCACGGGAGGAGGAGGCCGAGGACACAGAAGCCUCUUUAGGAGUUAGAAAGAAAGUAUCUGGAGGCAAAUUCAAAAAGAAGGUUCACUGACAAAACAUGUAAAUAUCUUUUGAAAAUGGCAUGUGAUCUUUGCCUUAGUGCCCAAGAACAUCUAGGCCAUGAACUGAGCAAACAUACUACAGCCUCCACAUGUGUCUUAGGUUGUGUGUGACGGUGGGAACAGCACAAAUUAUUGUGAACGUGCUACAUCCUCUGAUUAAGACAAUAGCUUUACCUAUGAACUGCAUCAUACCGUCACAUGAACGUUAUCUUCCAGGUUCUCUUUUGUGAUCCAUCAGCGGGCACCUGUCUAUGCGCUCUUGUCUCAGCCCGCAAUUGUAUGUUCUAUCUUCCUUUUGCUAUUUAAGUUUCCUGGUAACAGUCAAUAAAAAUGUUCUACCUUUCUUAA
Bombina bombina (fire-bellied toad) is the source of this 1765-nucleotide messenger RNA. RefSeq names its product DEAD-box helicase 47 (gene DDX47). The transcript is spliced from 12 exons. Lineage: Eukaryota; Metazoa; Chordata; Amphibia; Anura; Bombinatoridae. The record is from RefSeq and is a predicted model, not a curated record. Gene Ontology annotation, molecular function: nucleic acid binding; RNA helicase activity; ATP binding. The coding region runs from base 61 to 1407 and encodes 448 amino acids.